AUGAAUUUGCUAGUUUUCUGGAAUUGUAGAGGAGCCAAGAAAGUGGAGGCUGCUCUACAUCUAAAGGAGGUGAUUAAAGAUCACAAGGUGUUUUUUGUUGGUUUAAUGGAAACAAAGUUGAAUUCUUUGGAGAAUUCUCAAAUUCUAAAAUUCCUUGGUAACAACUGUGAGUCUUUUUUGGUUCCCUCUGAAGGCUUAUGUGGAGGUUUGAUGGUUCUAUGGAGAAAAGACUUGCUGUCUUUCACUAUGGUUGAAGUUUCAUCUCAAAUGAUACUAGGGAAACUGGAGGUUUUUACCAUAGGAAUAUGGAAGGUAACAACUGUGUAUGCGAACACUAAUGCCAUUGACAGGAAACUUCUUUGGGAAAGUUUAGAGAAACAUUGCUCGAAGGACUUGCCUACAGUGAUAGGUGGGGACUUCAACUGUGUUCUUUGUCAAGAUGAAAAGAGAGGUGGGAAAAAAAAUUUCUUGUCUCAAGGAGCUAAGGAUUUGAAGAAUUUCAUGAUCAACAAUGAUCUUCAUGAGGUGGGGUAUAUGGGGCCAAAAUUUACUUGGUGCAAUAAUAAAUUCGGUGGGGCUCAGAUUCUAGAGAAAUUGGAUAGAUGUCUUAUCCAUUCCACAGUUUUGAAUUCUAUCCAUCUUGCACUGGUGAAACAUUUAUCCCGUAUAGCAUCGGACCUUUGUCCUAUUUUAUUGGAAAUUUUCAAUCCUAUGGCAGUUUAUAGCAGAGAGAUCCGUUAUGAAGAAGUUUUGGCUACUUACCAUGGAGCAGAGGCGAUUGUGCAGAAAUCUUGGAGUAAAUAUGCAGGGAUUGAUCCGGCUUCAUCUCUUAAUGUAGAAAUACAGGAAAUCCAAUUGGAGGAAGUUGAAGCGAUUAUUUCUUUUGAAAAGUUGCAGAUUUUAAGAUUCAAAAUCAAUGAGCUCAAUGUCACUCUUGCACGCUUAAUACCUGGUGGAAGAAAAGAGCUAAAGCAAAAUGGAUGGAAGAAGCAUAGACAGUGUAUGUUGGAUGGCUGGCCUGAGCCUUCGACAGCCAUCAACGAAAUUGAUCAAUCAUUUAUGGAUGCAGAUUUCACAAGGGAGGAGGUUCAAGUUAUAGUGGAAAAAUCUGGGAGAAAUACUUCUCCUGGUUUGGACGGAAUUAGUUUUUCUUUCAUAAAGAUAUUUUGGAAAUGGAUUGCUGAUGAUGUUUGGCUAGCAGUAAGUCCGUUCUUGUCUGCUGGAGAUAUGCACCAGUCAUGGAAAGAAACUCUUAUUGUAUUGAUUCCCAAUAUUCAAAAUCCUCAAGCGGUCUCUAAUUAUCGGCCAAUCAGCUUAUGUAUGACCAUUUAUAAAAUUAUUGCAAAGAUGCUUUUGAGUAGAUUGGAGAAGGUUAUUCACAAGAUUAUUUCGGUGGACCAAGGUGCCUUUAUCAAAGGGCCUUCCUUGUCAGAUGAUGUACUGUUGGCACAAGAAGUUUUCAUUAAAUUUUGGUAUUCUAAAGCAAAGAAAGGUCUUCUGGCAAUCAAGCUUGACAUGGAACAAGCUUGUGAUAGUAUGGGAUGA
This is a messenger RNA of Dendrobium catenatum, 1545 nucleotides long. RefSeq lists its product as uncharacterized. The coding region runs from base 1 to 1545 and encodes 514 amino acids. The transcript has 3 exons. Lineage: Eukaryota; Viridiplantae; Streptophyta; Magnoliopsida; Asparagales; Orchidaceae. The record is from RefSeq and is a predicted model, not a curated record. Gene Ontology annotation, molecular function: catalytic activity.